CUUUCUGAGUGUCAAUAUUUGGGUUGUGAGGUCAGGAGGUGGAAUUGUUGCGAAAUUGUUGCUGCACGAUCUCUCAGACUGAUGUCAUCCUAAUCAAGAAUCUAAUGGUUUUAAUUAAGGGGGUUUUAAUUCAUGCAGGAAGGCCGAUGAGGUUCCUCACCCACCUGAGCGGUGGUCCCGUGACCCGGGUGAACGAGGAGCUUCACAGAGGGCCCCGCAUUCAGACAGCACGUAGACCAGCUGACCUCUCACCGUGUUAAUAUUUAACAGGUGAGCACGCUGAAACGCCCAGUCCAUAUAAAAGCAUGUGAUGUGUCAGCGUGGUGUAGGUGUGUUUACGAGACAGAGAGAGAACGAGAGGAAGGGAAAAGAGAAAGGGAGAGAGAGAGAGACUGUUAUAAGGAACUACCGGGAGACACCUGUCAAACUGGAAAGAGGAGCCGGGGAGGUGACAGCGCUUCAGUGGCUGCCAGCUUCCUGGAACCACAGCACAGCUCAUUCGCCUGUCUCUGCCCUUCUCCUCAACACUCUUACUUGAGUUUGAGCCAGCUGGAGGAACGACACCGCACUUUUUUUGGGAUUUCCUUUUUAUUGCUUUUUUCCGCUUUCUGAGACAUAGCCUGGAGCUAUGGCGGACUUUCCGGCCAAGGUGAGCACGGAGACGAGCUCCCCCCCGUCCCAGGGCGUGGGGAACCGCUUCCAGACCACCGUGUCCCAGUACGUCUCCACGGACCUCGACUUCCUCCGGACCAUCCCGGCCGGCCUGAUGCUGGUGGAGAUUGUCCUGGGGCUGCUGGUGUGGGCCCUGAUUGCAGCUAGCGGCUACUCCAACAUCCCGGCCUACGGCUGGGUGAUGUUCGUCAGCGUCAUCUUAUGGCUUCUCACCAUCUUCCUCUUCUGCUUGCUGUUCUUUGGGGGUCGGAGCAAGUUGAACUUUCUGCCCUGGCCUUUGGCGCUGCUGGUCUUCAACGCGUCAGCGACCAUCCUCUACCUCACAGCUUUCAUUGCCAACGCCGCAUCGGUGUUCAAUGACCACCAGGCGGCAGCAGCGUUCUUUGCCAUUGUGGUGACCCUGACGUAUGCCGCCAGCACCUCCCUCUCCUUCUUAUCCUGGAGGGGAGACGGGGGCAACGCGGCCGGCAGCACUGUUCCAGCGUAAACACCCCGGACAGGCAACCCCCCUCCCCAACACAUUACAUUACAUUACAUUAUUGGCAUUUAGCAGACGCUCUUAUCCAGAGCGACAUACAGUUGAUUAGACUAAGCAGGAGACAAUCCUCCCCUGGAGCAAUGCAGGGUUAAGGGCCUUGCUCAAGGGCCCAACAGCUCUGCGGAUGUUAUUGUGGCUACACUGGGAUUAGAACCACCGACCUUGUGUCUCCCAGUCAUUUAGCUUAACCACUAUGCUACAGGCACACCCUCGCUCACCUCCCCCAGUCUGCCCUGAUAUCCUCAGACACUACGUGGCGGUAAAGAAAAGACCCUUGUUGAAAAAGUUGAUGUAACCAUGGUGGCAUGGCGACAGAGAAGGCUCCCCAGCUGAAAAAAAAACAAAACGGCUGAAGCUAGGUUUUGAAACAGCUGGUAGCUGACCGAUUCAGAUGAGCUCUAUACUCAAUAUGGUUUGACCAGCUCUGUAACACCAGCUCUAUGCAGGUCAGUGCAGGUACACAAGCCUGAACUGUGAGCCCCACCACCCUCAUACAGUAGAGUGGUGUUUCCUCAGCAGUCAGCACACCACAGGUGGAAACUCCAGGUUCAGAGAGUCCUCCCCAGUAUUUUGUUCCAAUCACCUGGAUUUGCUCAUUCGCACAAUCUUCAGCCAGGAGGUUUAAGUAAUUAGCUGGCUGAGUUCAUGGUCGAAGGAACACAUAGCAGGACUUUUAAUUUCCAACCCCUGGACUUUCUGCAACAGACAUAGUCAGACACACACACACAGAGACACACACACAGCCACUCUCUCAAACAGACACUCACAAACUAUGCAUACACUACACAGCCACUCUGUCAAACAGACACUCACAAACUAUGCAUACACUACACAGCCACUCUGUCAAACAGACACUCACAAACUAUGCAUACACUACACAGCCACUCUGUCAAACAGACACUCACAAACUAUGCAUACACUACACAGCCACUCUGUCAAACAGACACUCACAAACUAUGCAUACACUACACAGCCACUCUGUCAAACAGACACUCACAAACUAUGCACACUACACAGCCACACAUAUUUGAAGCCUGUCCACAGCUAUGUGUGAAUAUGUUCGCUGUAUAUGUGAGAAAAGGAAAUGUUUUUGUACGACUAAUUUUCAAAGCAAAGAUUGUAAUCAGACUCGUGUACAGCACUGUUGCUAGCAUUGACCUUGAAGUCUGUAUUAUUUAUAAAUGACAGUGUGAUGAA
This is a messenger RNA of Conger conger (European conger), 2407 nucleotides long. It is a transcript of the gene pllp, whose product is annotated as plasmolipin. Gene Ontology annotation, molecular function: structural constituent of myelin sheath. NCBI's taxonomy places the organism in Eukaryota, Metazoa, Chordata, Actinopteri, Anguilliformes, Congridae. The transcript has 4 exons. Gene Ontology annotation, biological process: myelination. The coding region runs from base 629 to 1159 and encodes 176 amino acids. The record is from RefSeq and is a predicted model, not a curated record. Gene Ontology annotation, cellular component: membrane.